Molecule: messenger RNA, 1050 nt
Organism: Ogataea philodendri
Lineage: Eukaryota; Fungi; Ascomycota; Pichiomycetes; Pichiales; Pichiaceae
Exons: 4
Coding region: 1-1050 (349 amino acids)
Source: RefSeq, a predicted model, not a curated record
AUGGUACUACCGUCCAAAACACGCGCAAGUGUUCUCACUGCAUUAGGCUUGUAUAGAAUAUCACCUCCUUGGAUGUCUUUCAUGAUCGAAGCCGUCGCCAUCAAAAUAUCGUCCGACAAUGAACACAAUUCCUUGAUAGCCAACCGUGACAACAACAAUCUGCACCGUUUUGCUUGGAUCGGACUGGCAUUGAACGCCUGCAAACACUCCUGGUAUUCAAAGGGCCGUUGUUUCGAAUUGGUGUUCAGAAAUGGAUACAAAAACAGUGGUAUUUGGGCAUUCAAGAAAGGUGUACGGGUGUCGGGAUGCGAGGCGACGCAUUGCAACAACGCAAGGGCGUUGCAGACUCUAUUGGAAGCUGGGGUAGUUAGGUUUGGAGGUGACAGCAUCGGGUACACAGCCACAAUUUCCUCCAAUAAACUAGUCAUGACACCAAAUGAAUUCCACAAAACAAGGGCCAAGUCAUCUCUCAUCAAUGAACUUCCAUGGCUUGCCCUGAGGGCCUCUAACCAUGACGUCCAUUCUGGCACUGUCAUUCUUGUCAUUCUUAUCACCAAGCCAAAUAUCAGCCACUGGCACAAAGUCGAAACGGGAAUAGAUUGGCAGAUUCUUGAUGGCACUGCUUUCCAAAUACGUUAUGCUAUUGGCUGGGUCGAUAUGAUUGGUGAACAUAUAAUCCAUGAGCGCGCGAACAUUACCCUUACCACGGGCCUUUGGGGUAGAUCCAAGAUACACAAGAGUCCAUGUGUUUUCUCCGUCAGGAUCAACGGACAUGAUGUUUUCAAAGUUCUCGUGCAACACUUUGAACAUCGUGCCAAAGAUUCUCUGACGGCCCUCAGCGCCUGUCAUCCAUGCCAAUCUAGCAAAUCCGGAUCUGACAAGCGUCAGGUAGUCGUCCAACUCUCCCGAAUUUGGGUGGGUGAAAACGGCAACCGUCUCGAAGCUGUCAGAUUCUUCGUGAUCGUCACCUUUAAUGCCGACAACGAGUCCUUUGAGAAUGUGGGAGUGGAUGUAAGCCUCGUACAUGAGCAAGUCACACUGUUUCUUUAG